Anneissia japonica is the source of this 4743-nucleotide messenger RNA. Its product is annotated as centromere protein N-A-like. The record is from RefSeq and is a predicted model, not a curated record. Lineage: Eukaryota; Metazoa; Echinodermata; Crinoidea; Comatulida; Comatulidae. The coding region runs from base 85 to 1188 and encodes 367 amino acids. Gene Ontology annotation, biological process: chromosome segregation; CENP-A containing chromatin assembly. The transcript has 8 exons.
UGUUCUUGUGUUCUUAACACGCUUUUCAUUUAAAUUUUGGAACUUUUACAUUAAUUUGGCACGAAAUUUAGUUUACCACCGCCGAUGUGUGAUUUUGUUUUUGUGAUCAUAAUGAUCACCCAUCAAGAAGCAAGAGUUUGUCUUCAAAAAGUGUUAAACCGAUUUAAAAAGGAGGAGCUUCCAAAAUCAAUCAAAGAUUGGGGGUUUCUUGACUGUAGUAAAUUUAAUUUCGAUACCUCAAAGAAAUCAACUGUUGACGAUAUCCUGCGGGCUUGUCUGAAAAAGAAAAUCAAACCAAAGAAAGUUUUUGAGCUUCAGCUGAUAUCUGCUAUAUCCAAUCCAACAAAGAAAUGGACAGUUUAUCAACUCACAAAAUCACCUGAGGCAUCACCUGAUCAAGAUGUUGCUAACCCAGAUGAAAUACAUCAGAGACUUAAAAGACAGCUUUCGUUAUUUUUUAAGCAUUUCUUAAGUUUCCGGAAACAUGGUAAUGCGCUGUGGUUCCAUGUCGCUAUCCAGGACAGUCAACAUCCACGGGCAUGUUUCAUGCCUAGCAACAGUGUGUUGAUUGUACAUUAUCCGCAUUCUCACUACGUCAUGGUAACCAGCAUCAAGGCUGCAUACAAAGACUUUGUUAUGCAGGCUCUCAUGAACAGUCUUGAAUGCACAGAGAUUCGCGAAUUACAGCUAAGCGGGCAGAGUCUGGAUUCUUUAGCAGACAUGGUUCUUAACCGCAGCAGCCAGGGAGAUUUCAGUCAAUAUCGUCACAACAAAGUAGAUGAAAACCCUCUUGUACCAAGAAAGAGCAGAAAAAGAACAAUUGCAGAUACAAGUGAAGAACUGUUAGAUGGCAGAAUAUCCCGCGAGAACAUCAAGCAGAAAAAACGUUGUGAUAGAAUCAACACGAGCACAUUUGGGUCAUAUGCUCAACCAGUCUUACAGACCCUUAAAUACACCUUGGAUACCAAUUUUCGUGGGUCAGAAUUUGCCCCAGCGAUGGCUGCUCACAACGAACCCUUCCACUGCAAGGUGAGAUUUGAAGGCUCGAAUGUGCUUGAAGGCAUCAAGCAACUAGGACCUGCCGGCCUAGCCUCAUUACCCCUCCCACAUCAUCUUGGAGGUGUCCACUCUUUAGCUAAGAACCACUUUGUGCUUGCGGAAAAGAAGAUUGCUCAACAGACGCACUAGCAUGGCAUGUUUUUAUUAUUAAUUGUGACUGGCUCUGGCAAAACUGGAAGUUUGUUGCAAUUGAUAAUUUCCCGCAAGCUUCCAAAACGUUUGAGAAUCAGAAUUUUGAACAUUUUCAGGUUUUUGCAUUUUAUAAAAGAAGAUAUUUUGAAAAACAUUUCUGCAAAAUACCAAUCACUAAAUCUAACUGAAAAAUAUGUUAAAAUUAUUGUUGAAAUACAAAUCUUAAUAACAAACUGUUGAUUUUGGAAUCUGAAAGCCAUUUCCUCAAAACCUACAUGGCUGAUAGAUAUCCAAUGAAUUAUAUAUUUAUAACUUCCCUAAUGCUCAACCAAUUUCCAUCAAAUUCAUGCACAAUCUAAAAACACCUAAAACUUAAUUUUGAAUUUUUCCUACAAAUGGCUGGUUUUUGCCAGAGUCAGUCCCAAUUUGUUUUUGUUUUGUUUGCUUUUUACUGACCAACAUGACAAACAAUAAUAAUGAAAUCAAUAAUGUAAUUGUAACAAAUAUUGUUGUUUUAGAAGAACUGUAGUAUUAAAUAUUGUAUAUUUAUAUUAUAUACUGUAUUAUAGUGUGUUAAAAUAUGUGUUUUUUAUAACCCUAUUAUCCAACUGAAUUUUCAAUAGUUGCCUUAAAUGUUAUAACCGUCAACUCUCAAAUUAGUUCCUUUUUUAAGUUUAGAAAAUAUCUAAUGGUAGGAAUUUGUAAAGCCUUGUCCCAGACUGUUAAAUUUUAUUUGACAAAACCAUGUGAUAUGCCUAAAUAUGGUCAUCACAUCAUGACCAUAUACAGGCACAUCAUGACUAUAUAUGGGCAUACAACAGUUUUUUGUCAAAGAAAAUUUGAUAAUCUGAACUGAGCGUUAGAGCAUUUUAAAACCCUUAAUUAUUAACCAAAAUGAGGAUGUAAAUACAAUUCAUUUACUAUAGGAUGCUAAUUAGACUGGGUGCUUAAUGAACAGUUCUCAAAAGCUCCAAUGAGGGCAGUAUAAUAGAGUCAUUGGCGUUUAUUGGCCCUGACGGCCACCCCUACAAAAUAGAUCUAUUAAACAAUCAGCAGGUACUCCUCAUCAGAGCUAAAAAUACAUGUUUUGGUAGCAACUUUUUUAGGAGAUAUAUUUAUCUUAAAAUUCCAUAAAAUAUCUUUAUUAAUAUUAAAUCUUCACUUAUUUUAGCAUUUUAUGUUGAUUGUUUUAAGUAUUUACGUCAGACAAAAUUCAAUUCUUGAGUAACUAAAGGGACAAAACUGCUAUGGUAAUAUACAAAAUUAUGUUUUCAAAAUUGUGGAGGGGAUAAAUAAAAAAAACUCAAAUAUUCUAUUUAUAUUGCUAAUUUCAAGAGACUCCAGACUUUCUAAGUUUUAAAAAAUAUGGUUUAUUUUUACAAAUCGUAUACCGUAAAACCUUGAAUUGAAGCCCAGUGGGCUUAAUCUCGAGAUGAAGCCCAUCUGAAAUUGAAGCCCCCCUCUUUAGCUUGCAAAAUUAGACUCGGAAAGGAAGCAUAGGCUUCUUUUCGAGUUAGUACAGUACAUACACUGUACAUGAAUUUCGGAAAACAAAUAAAUUAAAUACAAGCUUUGUUUUUAAAGUAGUUUAGGUGUUUAAUGCCAGUUAAAUACACUACAUGAUACAUAUUGUUGUUACAGUGGCCUUGUUUAUUGUUUUAUAGUACAAAUUCACAAAUUUUACAGCAUUCAUUUUAAAAAGACGGCCCUCCCUCCCCCCCUCCUUACUUUCCAAAAGUAGCCUCGAAAAGAAGCCCAUUUCGAAAAAAGCCCAUCAGAAGUUCGCAAAAAAAAAAAAACCCAGGGCUUCAAUUCAAAGUUUUAUGGUAAUAAGGCACAUAUUAAACUCAAAUAUUUAAGUUUUAAAUCAUAUAUUUUAUUGAUGACGAUCUCAUCCGUUUUAUGAAUUCUUAAACAUGUUUUAUUAACAAAUUUGAGUUGCUUGUGUUGUAUCGUUCAGUGUAUCCACUCAUCAUUUUCGUUCAGGUCAGUGACAGCAAUCAGGAGGUGAUUAACAACAUAUUGAAAAUGUCAAAGUUUUUGGCCCUUUUUAAAAUGUCUUCAUGUACAGUAUUUCGCUGGUUCAACUUUCUCUUGCACCCAAAGUUAUAUAAUUGUUAUAUAUUUCCUAUUAUAUCAAUAAUUUGUUUGCUUUCUUCUUUUUAUUACAUGCUUAGUGUCGAUGUCCACUAUUAUCCACUCCCAAGUAGGGGUAUAGGCUGGUUUUGAUCUUUGGGGGUUGGGGGGGCUAAAAAAUUGAGAAUGCAGAACUGAAUCUAAUGAAAACUUAAUUUUUAUAUUUAGUAUUUUAAUUCACUUAAUGGAACUAAUUUGCUAUCAUGGGGGUGGGGGUUGUGUCCCACAUCCCCCUCACUAGCCUACGCUCCCAAGUAAAAUCGUCUUAGCUGAGAAUGUUCAAAGACAAAAUAGUUUCAACAUACCAUUAGACAACUUCCGCGUUGUACCGAGAAUAGGAUCCAUUUGUUUUUCGGGAUGGAGGUAUGAUGUAUAGUGUGGAUGUUUCUAUAAAAUUGUUACUUACUAUGUCCAACAGCUUUUGGCAAUGCUGAUAGGUCAGUCAUAUCAGAGUGCCUUUCCAUUUGUGUUGGGGAAAGCUACGCAGUGUAACGAUUGUAGUAAUAUCACUGUAGCUAGAAUGUAGUGUUUUAUGGAAUCUGCACAGUUUGUCAAAUUGACAUAAAUUAUGUAAUUUUAAACAAAUGUGCAAUUUGCAGCUAUUAAUGAUUACAACAUAUGUAAAGAAUGUAGUUAUUUCAGUUUCAAUAUAGACUAGGCUAUUGAAACUGAAAAAGACUUCUUUAGCACAGUUUUUAAAAAGAUUUUGUUGCAUAGUUAUGAUUUUCGUUUGCACGGGUUAAAGCUGCAUCUAACAUAGACAUAGUGCCUUGCCCAUGUACACUUACAAAUGGGCAUUAUUACAUAUUUCAUCACGAAUUAACCAAAAGGAACAAUUCAAAAAUAUACUGAAUCCAGAAUGAAUUUUUUCCUCUAAUGGGCAUUACUGAAUUCGAACUUUGACCCUCCUGAACAUUGAGCAAAUUUCUACUUACACUUAUGUUAUCUAUCAUACAAUAAUUGAUUUUUUUUUUCUUAAUAAUAUUUUUUCAUAUGCAAUACAGUAUUAUCAUUUUAUGACUGCCUGGAGCUACAGGCUGCAUAAUUGUGAAGGGUUUUUUUUUUUUUUUAAUAGGAAACUUAAUUACCUAACAGGAAUUUGAUUCCUCGUGCAGUUUGCUUACAAUGGUUUAUGAGAAUUGAUUUGCCAUUUAGCUCUUCUGAGUGCUGAAGAGAUCUUCUGUCUAUUUUAAUAUCUUGGGCAAGGAAAUAAAUACUUAUUUUAGAAGGAGAUUCAAGUGGCCAGGAUGUAAAAAGUAAAUUGCUUGGCAUAAAUUUGAUGGUACGAAAAUGUUUUGUUCUUUGUUGGAGCACGGAUGUAUGAUUUGAGGAUUGAUGGAUUUUAUAACCAUUUUCAAUAUGUUUGAUUUGGUAUUCGAGUUUUUGUAAUAAAGAGAAGCGAAAACGUAUUAGUAA